This is a messenger RNA of Closterium sp. Yama58-4, 1836 nucleotides long. Lineage: Eukaryota; Viridiplantae; Streptophyta; Zygnematophyceae; Desmidiales; Closteriaceae. The record is from the annotation of a GenBank genome assembly.
AUGUGCAUGGACCGAACCCACAUGCCCAGUGACCAAUGCUGCUCCCUGCUGCUCCCUCUCGUCCCACUCUUCUUUCCCACUCUCCCUCCCACUCUCUCCCUCCCACUCUCUCCCUCCCACUCUCCCUCUCCCUCCCACUCUCCUCUCGCCUCCCUCUCCCACUCUCUCCCUCCCACUCUCUCCCUCCCCCUCCCACUCUCUCCCUCCCACUCUCUUCCCUCCCACUCUCUCCCUCCCACUCUCUCCCUCCCACUCUCUCUCCCUCCCACUCUCUCCCUCUCCCCCACUCUCUCCCUCCCACUCUCUCCCUCCCACUCUCUCCCUCCCACUCUCUCCCUCCCACUCUCUCCCUCCCACUCUCUCCCUCCCACUCUCUCCCUCCCACUCUCUCCCUCCACUCUCUCCCCUCCCACUCUCUCCCUCCCACUCUCUCCUCCCACUCUCUCCCUCCCACUCUCUCCCUCCCUCCCACUCUCCCUCCUCCCACUCUCUCCCUCCCACUCUCCUCCCCUCCCACGCUCUCCCUCCUCUCCCUCCCACUCUCCCUCUCCCCCACUCUCUCCCUCCCCUCUCUCCCUCCACUCUCUCCCUCCCACUCUCUCCCCCCACUCUCUCCCUCCCACUCUCUCCCUCCACUCUCUCCCUCCCACUCUCUCCCCCCCCACUCUCUCCCUCCCACUCUCUCCUCCCCCUCCACUCUCUCCCUCCCACUCUCUCCCUCCCACUCUCUCCCUCCCUCCCUCCCACUCUCUCCCUCCCACUCCUCCCUCCACUCUCCUCCUCCCACUCUCUCCCUCCCACUCUCUCCCUCCUCCCACUCUCUCCCUCCCACUCUCUCCCUCCCCUCUCUCCCUCCCACCUCUCUCCCGCCCACUCUCUCCCUCCCACUCUCUCCCUCCACUCUCUCCCUCCCACUCUCUCCCUCCCACUCUCUCCCCUCCCACUCUCUCCUCCCUCUCCCUCCCACUCUCCCUCCCCUCUCCCUCCCACUCUCUCUCCCUCCCACUCUCUCCCUCCCACUCUCUCCCUCCCACUCUCUCCCUCCCCCUCUCCUCGCUCUUCUCCUCCUCCCACUCUCCCUCCCUCCCACUCUCUCCCUCCCACUCUCUCCCUCCCUCCUCUCCUCCCACUCUCUCCCCCCACUCCUCUCCUCCCAUCCACUCUCUCUCCCCUCCCACUCUCUCCCUCCCACUCUCUCCCUCCCCUCUCCCCCUCCCAUCUCGCCCCUCCACUCUCUCCCUCCCACUCCCUCCCCUCCCACUCUCUCCCUCCCACUCUCUCUCCCCUCCCACUCUCUCCCUCCCACCUCUCCUCCCACGCUCUCCUCCCACUCUCUCCCUCCCACUCUCUCCCUCCCACUCUCUCCCCUCCCUCCCUCCCACUCUCUCCCUCCCACUCUCUCCCUCCCACUCUCCCCUCCCACUCUCUCCCUCCCACUCUCUCCCUCCCACUCUCUUCCCCUCUCACCUCUCCCUCCCACUCCUCUCCCCUCCCCUCCCACUCUCUCACUCCCACUCUCUCCCUCCCACUCUCUCCCUCCCACUCUCUCCCUCCCACUCUCUCCCUCCCACUCUCUCCCUCCCUCUCACUCUCCCCUCCCACUCUCCUCUCCCUCCCACUCUCUCCCCUCCCACUCUCUCCCUCCCACUCUCUCUCUCCUCCCUCCCACUCUCCUCUCUCCCUCCCACUCUCUCCCUCCCACUCUCUCCUCCCCACUCUCUCCCCUCCCACUCUCUCCCUCCCACUCUCUCCCUCCCACUCUCUCCCUCCCAUACACCCCACCGCCUUUCACACCCCCAGGUGGCACGACUACGGCAAAUUCCUGCCUGCAGAUGA